AUGUCAGCAACACCCGAACUUUCAGAAGAAUUCUUCGAAAUCGAAGAAGUGAGAAGAAAAAGGGUUCGCAAGGGACGUAUUGAGUAUCUGAUUAAAUGGCGUGAUUGGCCUGAGAGGUCAAAUACGUGGGAGCCCCUGGAGAAUGUUCAGGAAUUUGUUGAUGAAUUUGAAGAAAGCUUACUAACGAGAAAGCGUAAGAGGAAGCGGAAGGGUACAGUUCGUCGUAGAAGUGCAAGUAAAUCAUUAUCAUCGGUUGAUGAUAUAAAGACUUCUGAUCACAUGGUAGAAGGUGAGCAUAGAGUUGGGCUUUCAGAAGAUUUUGAUGAAAGUAUUCAGAGUACAAAUCGUUUGAAAGGGGCUAAAAGGAGAAAAUCUGGAAAAGUCGAAAGGUUUUGUAAUAAACCAACUAUAUUAGACGAUGCUCAAAGUGGAGACAAGUCUGACGCUGAUCAUGAGGUGGAGCCGGAAGGUGAAGGACCAACAGGGAAUGCUAGAUAA
Papaver somniferum (opium poppy) is the source of this 498-nucleotide messenger RNA. Its product is annotated as chromobox protein homolog 7-like. The record is from RefSeq and is a predicted model, not a curated record. Lineage: Eukaryota; Viridiplantae; Streptophyta; Magnoliopsida; Ranunculales; Papaveraceae. The transcript has 3 exons. Gene Ontology annotation, biological process: heterochromatin formation. The coding region runs from base 1 to 498 and encodes 165 amino acids.